AUGAGCAGAAAAGACACUUCCCUCCAGAUCAAUCCUGGUAGCAUUGUCGAACCAGUGGCGUCGAAAGAGAAGAUGCGGGAAGACGACGAAAUAACUGACAACUUCGAAUCUGACUCAGAAGAAUCUUUUAAUGUGAUCUGCAACGUGGUAUCUGUUCUCCCUAGAGAUUAUGAUAGAGUAAUGGAGGUCGAAGACGAAGAAGACGAGAUGGAAGAAGAAUUAAUGGCACAUAGGCCCGUCUGCUACUACGUGAUGAACAAUGGGUGCGUCGAAGAGCAGAAUGCUUUCUUCGAAAGGCCAGAUGAUUCCAUGAAAGCACAUUUGAAGCCUUUAUUCAUAAAAGGAAAGGUGGAGAAUAUUGGUGUAAACAAGAUACUGGUGGAUGGGGGAGCAGCAGUAAAUUUGAUGCCCCAUUUUAUGCUAAAGAGGAUUGGGAAGGAUGAUUCAGACGCAAAACCUCACAACAUGGUGUUGUCGAACUAUGAAGGGAAAGUAGGAACCACUAUAGGUGUCAUCCAAGUGAAUUUGACUGUUGGAACCAUAACAAGGCCAACAAUGUUUAUGGUCAUUGCUUCAAGGGCGAACUACAACCUAUUGCUUGGAAGGGAGUGGAUUCAUGGCGUAGGAGCCGUACCCUCUUCAAUGCAUCAGCGGAUAGCCAUAUGGAGGCCAGACGGGAUCGUGGAAAACAUUGAGGCUGAUCAAAGCUAUUUCAUGACAGAGAUAAACAAUGUCAACAGUCAAAGUUUCGACAAGAACCUGGCUCACAUACCUCCAUGCAGCCCAGCCGAAUUCGACUUAAAGGCAACAGACAACGCCUACUGCUCCAUGUACCUUCAUCCUACACAUGGUUUCUAG
Messenger RNA from Lathyrus oleraceus (garden pea), 858 nucleotides. RefSeq lists its product as uncharacterized. The record is from RefSeq and is a predicted model, not a curated record. The coding region runs from base 1 to 858 and encodes 285 amino acids. The transcript has a single exon. Lineage: Eukaryota; Viridiplantae; Streptophyta; Magnoliopsida; Fabales; Fabaceae.